GUGGCCAAGCAAGGAACGGGCAAGCAGUUCCUCUGAUAGGCAGCCUCACGCUCCUUAUACAAACAUACACGAGCCACUGGCUUCAGAGGUGACCCAGACAGACAGACAGAGACAAGAGAGCCGGUGCUGAGAGCACAAAGGGGAUGCUAAUAAGCUAGGGAGAGGUGAUGGGACAUGCCAGCCAGAGGAGGAGCCCGGACUAAAGCCGGCAGAGGGGGGCACCCCAGGUGGGCGGAAGGGGAUCCCCAUGGGGUCAGGCCGCAAGAGGACACCCCGACAGCCUCUGCAAUGUCCGGGGCCCAACUUCCAGCGCAACAUGUGUAGCCUCAUCCUUGCCUAGUCUGGUGGCCGCAACCUUGGGGGACAGGGCAGGGCAGGAUCAAGAAGAGGAGGGACAGAGCCGGGACAGGCAAAAGGUCCCCGCCACUGCCUGCGCUGCUGCUGCUGCUGCUGCUGUUGCUGCUGCUGCUGCUACCUCGCUGCCGCCCUCGGCCUGGCCCCCAACCAGUUCCCCAACACUCCACGGAAUCUUUGGGUCUCUGGAUACCGGUUCCGGUCCUGGCCCCCCAGCAACUCCCCCCACAGAACAGGGUCAUGAAAAGAGGCCGCCCGGCGGGGCCCGCAGGCGAUGCGCGGCGCCGGUGGCCCCCGCGGCCCUCGGGGCCCCGCUAAGAUGCUGCUGCUGCUGGCGCUGGCGUGCGCCAGCCCGUUCCCGGAGGAGGCGCCGGGGCCGGGCGCGGCCGGCGGGGGCACGGGCGGGGCGCGGCCGCUCAACGUGGCGCUGGUCUUCUCCGGCCCCGCGUACGCGGCCGAGGCGGCGCGCCUGGGCCCGGCCGUGGCGGCGGCAGUUCGCAGCCCGGGCCUGGACGUGCGGCCAGUGGCGCUGGUGCUCAACGGCUCGGACCCUCGCAGCCUUGUGCUGCAGCUCUGCGACCUGCUGUCGGGGCUGCGCGUGCACGGCGUGGUGUUCGAGGACGACUCGCGCGCGCCCGCCGUCGCGCCCAUUCUCGACUUCCUGUCGGCGCAGACUUCGCUGCCCAUCGUGGCCGUGCACGGCGGCGCCGCGCUCGUGCUCACGCCCAAGGAGAAGGGCUCCACCUUCCUGCAGCUCGGCUCCUCUACAGAGCAGCAGCUGCAGGUCAUUUUUGAGGUGCUGGAGGAGUACGACUGGACAUCCUUUGUGGCAGUGACCACGCGUGCCCCAGGCCAUCGGGCCUUCUUGUCAUACAUCGAGGUGCUGACUGAUGGCAGCAUGGUGGGCUGGGAGCAUCGAGGAGCGCUGACACUGGAUCCCGGGGCUGGUGAAGCCGUCCUGGGCGCACAGCUCCGGAGUGUCAGCGCGCAGAUCCGCCUGCUCUUCUGCGCCCGCGAGGAGGCAGAGCCUGUUUUCAGGGCAGCAGAAGAGGCUGGCCUCACUGGGCCUGGCUACGUCUGGUUCAUGGUGGGACCUCAGCUGGCCGGAGGCGGGGGCUCCGGGCUCCCUGGGGAACCCCUUCUUCUGCCAGGAGGUGCCCCACUGCCUGCGGGGCUAUUUGCAGUGCGCUCUGCUGGCUGGCGUGAUGACUUGGCACGUCGAGUGGCUGCUGGUGUGGCGGUGGUGGCCAGAGGUGCCCAAGCCCUGCUGCGAGACUAUGGCUUCCUGCCUGAACUGGGUCAUGACUGCCGCGCCCAGAAUCGCACCCACCGUGGGGAGAGUCUACACAGGUACUUCAUGAACAUCACCUGGGAUAACCGAGACUACUCCUUCAAUGAAGACGGCUUUCUGGUGAACCCUUCACUGGUGGUCAUCUCCCUCACCAGGGACAGGACAUGGGAAGUGGUGGGCAGCUGGGAACAACAGACCCUCCGCCUCAAGUACCCGCUAUGGUCCCGCUAUGGCCGCUUCCUGCAGCCAGUGGAUGACACACAGCACCUCACUGUGGCCACACUGGAGGAGAGACCCUUUGUCAUUGUGGAGCCAGCGGACCCCAUCAGUGGCACUUGCAUUAGAGAUUCAGUCCCCUGCCGGACCCAGCUCAACCGUACCCACAGUCCUCCGCCUGACGCUCCCCGCCCGGAGAAGCGGUGCUGCAAGGGCUUCUGCAUUGACAUUCUGAAGAGGCUGGCGCACACCAUUGGCUUCAGCUAUGACCUCUACCUGGUCACCAAUGGCAAGCAUGGCAAGAAGAUCGAUGGAGUCUGGAACGGCAUGAUUGGUGAGGGUCAGGCUUUGCCCAGCGCUGGCCUCUGUCCCCUGAGCUGCUUCCCUUGCCAACUCCUCGAUCCACCCCAGGUGUUCUAUCAGCGUGCGGACAUGGCCAUCGGCUCUCUUACCAUCAAUGAGGAGCGGUCCGAGAUCGUGGACUUCUCCGUCCCCUUUGUAGAGACAGGCAUCAGCGUCAUGGUGGCACGCAGCAAUGGCACUGUGUCCCCCUCUGCCUUCCUCGAGCCCUACAGCCCCGCUGUGUGGGUGAUGAUGUUCGUCAUGUGCCUCACCGUGGUUGCCGUCACCGUUUUCAUCUUUGAGUACCUCAGUCCUGUGGGCUAUAACCGCAGCCUGGCCACGGGCAAACGCCCUGGUGGCUCAACCUUCACCAUUGGGAAAUCCAUCUGGCUGCUGUGGGCCCUGGUGUUCAACAACUCGGUGCCAGUGGAGAAUCCGCGGGGCACCACCAGCAAGAUCAUGGUUCUGGUGUGGGCCUUCUUCGCCGUCAUCUUCCUCGCCAGCUACACAGCCAAUCUGGCUGCCUUCAUGAUCCAGGAGGAGUAUGUGGACACCGUAUCUGGGCUCAGUGACCGAAAGUUCCAGAGGCCCCAGGAGCAAUACCCACCCCUGAAGUUUGGGACGGUGCCCAACGGGUCCACAGAGAAGAACAUCCGCAGCAACUACCCUGACAUGCACAGUUACAUGGUGCGCUACAACCAGCCGCGAGUGGAGGAGGCUCUCACGCAGCUCAAGGCAGGGAAACUGGACGCCUUCAUCUACGAUGCGGCAGUGCUUAACUACAUGGCCCGCAAGGAUGAGGGCUGCAAGCUGGUCACCAUCGGCUCCGGCAAGGUCUUCGCUACCACCGGCUAUGGCAUUGCCCUUCACAAGGGCUCCCGCUGGAAGCGACCCAUCGACCUGGCGCUGCUGCAGUUCCUGGGGGAUGAUGAGAUUGAGAUGCUGGAACGGCUGUGGCUUUCCGGGAUCUGCCACAAUGACAAAAUCGAGGUGAUGAGCAGCAAGCUGGAUAUCGAUAACAUGGCAGGUGUCUUCUACAUGCUCCUGGUGGCCAUGGGCCUUUCCUUGCUGGUCUUCGCCUGGGAACACCUGGUGUACUGGCGCUUGCGGCAUUGCCUGGGGCCUACCCACCGCAUGGAUUUCCUGCUGGCCUUCUCCAGGGGCAUGUACAGCUGCUGCAGCGCCGAGGCGGCUCCACCGCCUGCCAAGCCCCCGCCCCCGCCGCAGCCACUACCCAGCCCCGCAUACCCCACCGCGCGCCCGCCCCCAGGCCCUGCACCCUUCGUGCCCCGAGAGCGAGCAGCCGCCGACCGCUGGCGCAGGGCCAAGGGCACCGGGCCUCCGGGAGGCGCAGCGCUGGCCGACGGCUUCCACCGAUACUACGGUCCCAUCGAGCCGCAGGGGCUGGGCCUCGGCGAGGCGCGCGCGGCACCCAGAGGCGCGGCUGGACGCCCUCUGUCCCCACCCGCCACACAGCCCCCGCAGAAGCCACCACCGUCCUACUUCGCCAUCGUGCGCGACCAGGAGGCGGCCGAGCCCCCCGCCGGAGCCUUCCCCGGCUUCCCAUCCCCGCCUGCGCCGCCCGCCGCCGCAGCUGCCGCCGUCGGGCCGCCACUGUGCCGCCUGGCUUUCGAGGACGAGAGUCCGCCUGCGCCCACGCGCUGGCCGCGUUCCGACCCCGAGAGCCAGCCGCUGUUGGGUGGGGGCGCGGGCGGCCCGAGCGCGGGGGCCCCAAGCGCCCCGCCGCCGCGCCGCGCCGCGCCCCCACCGUGCGCCUACCUGGACCUCGAGCCGUCGCCUUCGGACUCCGAGGACUCGGAGAGCCUGGGCGGAGCGUCGCUCGGCGGCCUGGAGCCCUGGUGGUUCGCCGAUUUCCCGUACCCGUACGCCGAGCGCCUCGGGCCACCGCCCGGCCGCUACUGGUCGGUAGACAAGCUCGGGGGCUGGCGCGCCGGCAGCUGGGACUACCUGCCCCCGCGCAGCGGCCCCGCGUGGCACUGCCGCCACUGCGCCAGCCUGGAGCUGCUACCGCCGCCGCGCCACCUCAGCUGCUCGCACGACGGCCUCGACGGCGGCUGGUGGGCGCCUCCGCCGCCACCCUGGGCUGCUGGGCCACCACCCAGGCGCCGGGCACGCUGUGGGUGUCCACGCCCGCACCCUCACCGCCCGCGGGCCUCGCACCGUCCUCCCGCUGCGCCGCACCACCACCGACACCGGCGCGCGGCAGGCGGCUGGGACAUCCCGCCGCCCGCGCCCACCUCGCGUUCGCUCGAGGACCUGAGCUCCUGUCCGCGGGCGGCCCCCUCACGCAGGCUCACCGGGCCCUCACGCCACGCGCGCCGCUGCCCGCAUGCUGCGCACUGGGGGCCGCAGCUGCCCCCCGCACCGCACCGGAGACACCGGGGCGGGGACCUGGGCACGCGCAGGGGCUCUGCGCACUUCUCCAGUCUGGAGUCCGAGGUAUGAUGCGGCUCCGGGAGGUCCCCGUCGCCCCCUCGGUCAGCGCAGGCCACGGCCCGAGGGGGCGCUCUAGAGUGGACAGGACCCACAUGGGUUGGGAAGGACGGAAACGGACCUGGCUGGACCCCGCCUGGAGCAGCGUCCUGCGU
Messenger RNA from Microtus oregoni (creeping vole), 4812 nucleotides. It is a transcript of the gene Grin2d, whose product is annotated as glutamate ionotropic receptor NMDA type subunit 2D. The coding region runs from base 629 to 4669 and encodes 1346 amino acids. Gene Ontology annotation, biological process: monoatomic ion transport; excitatory postsynaptic potential; long-term synaptic potentiation. Gene Ontology annotation, molecular function: transmitter-gated monoatomic ion channel activity involved in regulation of postsynaptic membrane potential; NMDA glutamate receptor activity. Lineage: Eukaryota; Metazoa; Chordata; Mammalia; Rodentia; Cricetidae. Gene Ontology annotation, cellular component: postsynaptic membrane; postsynaptic density membrane; NMDA selective glutamate receptor complex. The transcript is spliced from 13 exons. The record is from RefSeq and is a predicted model, not a curated record.